ACCGGAAGUUCUUAUCAGAUCGAAAAGUACCUACUAGUUGACUUUACGUUGACGGUACGCGUUUUUCUUUGUUUUUAUUAUUGUACUAAUAUUUUAAUUAAAAGUUUCUUGAAAAUAUUGAACUAUGAAAAAAGGAUACAAAGUUACGGAUGUGAAACGGAUUAAAAAAAUUGGGGUAGCAGCUGAAAACCUGGAAGAAUUAAUUGAAAAAUCAUGCAAAAAGUUAGGAUUCAAUGUCAGCUGCGCAGAAUGCAGACUCUACGUAGCCGAGGACGGGACUCAUGUAGAUGACGACGAUUAUCUAAAAACUUUGCCACCACAGACACUAUUCAUCUUAUUACAGGAAAAAGAAAAAAUGGUAACUGAUUUUGACUACUACUACAAUCUGAUUCGCUCCUGCAAAAAGGAUUACAUUGAUACUGGAUUAGCUGCAAAAGAUUUUCUAAGUACUAAUUUUAAAGAAAAAUUCCAAGUAUUCCAGAAGUAUAUUGCAGCAGCUAAUGAUGCAAAAACUUUGCUUAGCGAGCGAACUCAAGAUCCCGCAUGGUUUGAGGGACUUGAGCCCUCUGAAAAAACAAAAGAGCAGUCCAUGUCGAAACGUGUGAAAGAACGCAUGCGAGGAUAUUUUUAUAAAACCAAAAGUGCUCUGCAAUCAUCGGAAUUAUACAUACAUUCCAGAAAUGGACGAAGUAAGAAACUAAUUGACCAGUUCCUAUUAGACUUACGAAAGCUGCUGGAAUCCAAUAAAUAUAAUGAAGGUUACUUCAAUAGACAUGAUAAUAUUACACGUAUGUGUAACGAAAAUGGACUUUUUGAAUGCGGGGGACUAUGGAACAAUCAAAGAUGUACCUAUGAUGGUGAACAUGUUAUAAAUCCCUAUAGAACCCGGGAAGAGCGUAUUAUUUUUCAAACUUGGAAUUUAGAUCAUAAAAUUGAGUUAUCCAGAUCAGUCGUGCCGAUGAUACUGAAAGCUAUUGAGAGAUUAGGUCAAGCAACAGUUCAGUGUACAUCUUGCAAAAAAAUCGCCGGCGAAGGUUAUAUUGAAGCUGAUAGAUAUUAUUUACAGAUUUUUACGCGCGAAAAUUUAAAAUUGGUGCACAUCGUUUGUCAUUAUAAAGGCAAACACGACAUCCAGUCCGAUGUAUACACGUUAUGUAAGAAAUGCUUGGUCAGUCAAAUGAUACAAUCAUAAAUUUAUUUUAUAUUAAAUGAUAACGCAUUUGUACAUAUUUUUCUAUGCUUAGAAAUAUUAAUUUAAAUAUUUAUAUUUUGAUUUUAUAAUUUUUGAUUAUAAAUCAUGAUAUUAUUAUAUUUUGAUCUGUGUGACCUUUUUACAAGGUCAUAUCGAAAUUUAAAAAAUGAAGGGGUAAUCGACAUACAAACUGCUAUUUAAAGACUAGGCAACUAACUACGAUCCAUUAAUUUACUAUUUUUUUAAUCGGUUCGUAAAACAAUUUCAGUUCCUAAACUAUUAAAAUACUGAUUGAUCUUCUUUUUAUAACAUUUUUGUAUGCUAUAUUCCUUAAACGAAAUAAUGUAAAGUGCCAAACUACACGUGUAAGACUGCAGAAUACGUUUGUACGUCGAAUUACCACUUAGUAGCAACAAUAUUAGUUGCAACCGAAAAUUUUGCCUUUUUUUCAUGUAAAUCCAUAAUCACAUAGUUAUCUUAAUAUCAAAAAAACUAUAUUUUUUGACUACUUAUGCUUGGUAUGUAUUUUCGUGAUAUAUUAUGUACUUACCUGUAUUUAUUAUUGUCGGUAAAGUCAGUUUGAUCAAAAGUUUUAAAAACAAAAAGCAAAUGUUGUAAAUAAAUGCAAAAAGUAUAUAUAUAUUCAUGAGAUAAAAUAGGCAAAAUUUAAUAAUUUACGGAACAUUUUCGUAUCUGUAAGAUACCAUACUGCCAGAACUAUUAUGAUAAAAUAAUUAUAAUAAAUAAACAUCUAUGAGAUGUUUUAUUUACUACUGAAUUAUCGUAGUAGCCUUUUAACAUAGUCAUUAUUUAAAACUGUUGAUAUUAUUAAAAAUCUCUAAAUUUUUCUAUUCCUUAAUUGAUCUCCUCUACCCUUAGUUAAUUAGAAUAAGUGUAUUGUAUGUAGUUAAUCACCUACUAUAAUUAUUAUCAAAUAAAUAUUUAUUUUUUUAUUAAAUGAUGGACUUAUAU
Vanessa atalanta (red admiral) is the source of this 2164-nucleotide messenger RNA. RefSeq names its product DNA fragmentation factor subunit beta (gene Drep4). Lineage: Eukaryota; Metazoa; Arthropoda; Insecta; Lepidoptera; Nymphalidae. The transcript has 4 exons. Gene Ontology annotation, biological process: apoptotic process; apoptotic DNA fragmentation. Bases 125 to 1192 code for a protein of 355 amino acids. Gene Ontology annotation, cellular component: nucleus; cytoplasm. The record is from RefSeq and is a predicted model, not a curated record. Gene Ontology annotation, molecular function: DNA endonuclease activity.